This is a messenger RNA of Daphnia pulicaria, 1382 nucleotides long. RefSeq names its product ran-binding protein 9-like. The record is from RefSeq and is a predicted model, not a curated record. Gene Ontology annotation, cellular component: cytoplasm. The coding region runs from base 78 to 1007 and encodes 309 amino acids. Gene Ontology annotation, molecular function: protein binding. Lineage: Eukaryota; Metazoa; Arthropoda; Branchiopoda; Diplostraca; Daphniidae. Gene Ontology annotation, biological process: cell surface receptor signaling pathway; cytoskeleton organization. The transcript is spliced from 6 exons.
AUUGUUUUUAUCGAAUAGUAUAUAAACGUCAACUCACAAUAAGCGUUAAAUUUUACCGGUUACAACUAUUCUAGGAAAUGGAGAAUAAUUCUCCAGGUUUGAACCGCCUUAGGACCCUCUACCCAUUCGUUUGUGAAGAAGACGGCUUUCCUCUGCCACUCUGCUGGAGUUCUGAGGAUAAAUUCUAUUUUGUUGGAUUGUCAGAAAACAACCUAAGAGUCAGCUAUCAAGGUUACGGCAAAACUCAAUUGGACGCAGUAAGUGUCAGGGCUACUCACCCUAUUCCAUCAGCUUGUGGCCUGUAUUAUUAUGAAGUGAAAAUUAUCAACAGAGGAAGUGAUGGUUACAUUGGGAUUGGUCUCUCAGCUGAGGAGGUUGACAUGAAUGCACUUCCCGGUUGGAGAGAAAACUCAUUUGGUUAUCACGGUGAUGAUGGAAAGUCAUUUUGCUCAUCUGGUACUGGCCAAACAUAUGGACCUACUUUCACCACAAACGACGUUAUCGGAUGCGGGAUAAACUUCAUCGACAACACUUGCUUUUACACAAAAAAUGGACUCAACCUUGGAACAGCUUUUGUCGAUUUGCCUUUAAAUUUGUACCCAACAGUUGGUUUAAAUUCUCAUGGUGAAGUUGUUGAAGCCAACUUUGGUCAAUGUCCCUUUGUAUACAAAAUCGGAGAUGAUAUGAGAGAACUCAGGGCACGUAUAGCUUCUGUUAUUCUUAAUUAUCCCAUUCCUGACAAACCAAUGGAAGCUUCAAUUCAAAGUAUGAUUGCUACAUAUUUAGUGCACCAUCCACAAUGGUGUGACGUACCCAGAUCUGCUUCCUCAGCUUCUAGUUCCUCAGGAAAUGUCUCAUCAGAUUCCAGUUUGUCAGAUAUCGCCUCGUCAACAACAAUCAGCUCUCCUGGCUCGUCAUCGUCCCUAUUAUCACAAUUUUGGUUCAAUCGCAAUUUCUUCCACGUCAGCAAGGACUCUAGAAGGAAAAGAAAAGCUGACGAUGCCUAGUAGUUGCCUUCUUGGCUUUUUCGUCUCGUUUUUCAUGAGCUUAACAUUAUCAUAAAAUUUCUUCGAAACGCAUUGAGCCCCUCGGAAGUGCUCGCAUUAUUCAGCCAUUUUUCCUAAUGAGAAUGCAAAAAUUGUCACACAAAUUUGAACAGAUCCCCAGCCGAGUGUUGUGAUUAUUAGCAGCUCAACAAAUUUUUAAACUUUAACUUGUCCUUGUAAUUAAGUCGACCCUGAAAUUGUUUGAUACUGUACGAAUUUAUUCUUUUAAAUAGAGCUUGCGAAAUCUCAUCAAAUAACUUACGCAUCAAAUAUUCAAAUUGCAUAACUUAGUUUUCAUUUUUUCAGUUGGACAAAAUAAAUGUGAUAUUUACGAGA